AUGUUAAUUAAUUACUUAUGUAAUUGAGAGGCGCGAAGUACUCCACUCGACCAAGCACGGCACAAGCGCCAAAAAUAAGUCAAGUUUUGAGCGUUUUACAAGACGAAGGUCGCCAUGGGCAGUCCAGACUGGAAUCGYUUUCGCUAUAAUUUACCAACUUCACUUCGAAUUGCCAUUGCUGAGUUUUUCUCGACUUUUAUCCUUGUGACCUUCGGUUGCGGGUCCAUUGCUCAGAUGGUGUUAAGUAAGGAAACUAAAGGAACGUUCUUUUCUGUUAACUUCGGUUGGGGUAUCGGAGUUACACUUGGUUGCUAUUGGGCUGGUGGUAUAUCUGGGGCUCACAUGAAUCCAGCAGUUACUUUAGCGUGUGCUGUUGCCAGGAAACUAUCUUGGUCUAUGGUGCCUGUGUAUUGUCUAGCACAGCUUUUCGGUGCUUUCAUUGCAUCUGCGUGUGUUUAUGGUGUGUAUAUUGACGCCCUGAAUACGUUUGACGGAGGUGUUCGCAAGAUCCUGGGCCCCAAUGGCACUGCGGGGAUAUUUGCUACAUACCCUCAGCCAUUCCUAUCCAUCGGUAAUGGYUUUGGCGACCAGGUAUUUGGUACGAUGCUACUGGUCAGCUGUAUCUUCGCCAUUCUCGACAAAAACAACAAUGCCCCGGAUAAAGGCGUGGCUCCUGUGCUAAUCGGUCUUACAGUAUUUGUGAUCGGUGCCACAUUUGGAUUUAAUGCUGGCUACGCUAUCAACCCAGCCAGGGACCUGGGACCUAGGAUCUUUACWGCGAUAGCAGGAUGGGGUCCUGAGGUCUUCACUGUUCAUCACAGUUGGUCKUGGGUACCCGUGAUUGCCUGUUCUUUGGGAGGGGUGAUUGGGGGAAUGAUUUACCUUUUAUGCUUCGAGCUGCAACACGAUGCGAGUGAAGAAGACAGUGGCAAAGGUGGCAAUGGUGGCAAUGGUGGUAAUGGUGGCAAUGGUUAUGAACCACUAGCGACUGCAGAGUAAAUACARAUAUCAAUAAAUCAAAUCAAUUGAGAGGAAAAUUGAAAAGUUUGAAAAAGAGGUUUAUUGCAUUUUGAAGUUACGAAAUGAAAUGGUUUAUGAUUAGGAACCACCUAGGUUAGUGCUUUUAGUGCAAAUAUUAGCGUAAAAAAGUACUAACCAAAUAGUGCAAAAUAAUGCAAUAUAGUGUAGAUUAGAMGAUAGCAARCAAAGGRAUUCGCAUAAUUAAGUACAAUUUAUCUAAUAAGAGUGAAGUCAUAAGAGUUAAGUCAUUARACCCGUGAAACAAAAUUUGACUCUCAAAGUGUAAAGGACACGCCCUAAUAUAAGGAAUGAUCUGAUUUUCCAAUCGUCUAUUAUUUCUCAAGUAGUCAGUAGAGGCUAAUUAAAAAUUAUGUGAUUAGUUAGAUUAGCACAAGCUGAGGUUGAGGAAGCUUGACCAGAAAGACUUUCUGCAGUGGAAGAGUUUGUGCAGUAGAGUUCCAAACUCAAGCACUUUGCUUAGUACUUUCUAAGACAAAACUAGUACAAACUCGCUCUUGGCCUGCAACUCGGAGGUAGCACGAUUUGAGUGCUGUAAAGUCAAUUUUUUAAUGAUUCUAAACUUAACUCUGAUAUCCUGUUUCCAUCAUAAUUUCUAGUCAAAACUAAGACGAUUGUGUUCUUAACUAUAAUGGUGUGCCACACAUGAAACUACAUUAAUAAAAACAGUCUAUGACUCUAAUGUAAACAUAUCGAAAAGUACAAGGUCAAGAAAUUCAUUUAAAUUUCACAAAUAACAAAUCAUUCAAAUUCUGUUCAAUUAGUCGUUUAAUGUUUUCUUAAUCAAAUAGCAUGGAGACCUUUAACAUUUCAGCGAGUGUUCUGUUUCUACUCAGAUGAGUCUUACAAAAUGCAAUAAACCUAGGACGAUGUUUUAAAAACUGAAUAGCUUUUUGACGUGCUCUUGAUUGGAGCUAAAGUAUUUUAUCUCAUGUUAGACCAUAAUCAAAUGAAAUUUAAUUUCUCUAAAAAUAAACAUGAAUUUAAAAUAAAUGACAUAAUUUUAAAAAUAUUAAUAAUCGAUCCCCCCAAAAACCGUGGUUGGGCUAAAACUGAUACUACAGUGACGUCAUUAAACCCGUGAAACAAAAUUUAACAAUUAAAGYGUGAAAGUCAAAUWGACACAAACGAAAAGAAUGCAGYUAGAGCCCCAAGGUAUAUUAGUGUGAUUAUCUAUUUCACGGGUAUAUUGACUUWACUCUAACCAAAUAGUUCUGAAUAGCGGAAUAUAUUGUAAAUUAGACAAUAGAAAACUCUAGCUCUAGCUAUAAAAUUUGUAAUAACUGUAAUAGAGGGAUCGUACUUAAACCGUGCAACUGUGUACAAACUAAAUAGUGCUUUUAGUUGCAUUUAGUAAAUCGAAGUAAAUCGAAGCAUUCAAUAUCGUCUUGCUUCAGGUCCACUUUUAGUACAAAUUAGUACUACUUACAUUUUUUUUGCACGGUUUAAGUCCGAUCACUCUGUAAGCUUAUGAGYAAUGUAAAUGCAGUUAAAUCCACAUGAAAACAAAAUCAAUCGAUCGAUAACAAAGAUAGGCCAAACAGACACAAAUUAGAAAAUGUGUAUUUCUAUUAGUGUACUAUUAAAGGGCCAUGGUCCACCAGCAUUCUAUGCGCUCGUAUUUUAGAAUUUCUAUAUAUGGAAAAUAAUACAAAUAUCCAUUCGUACGUAAUCCGUUUCCAGUUUGUUCGUUCUAACGCCGAAUCUUACAGUAUCUCCAUUCAUAKAGUACUUAUAUUUUUAUUCAAACAUAAACAAAACAAAAGGUCGAAUGGAAUGACUGUGGACCAUGGCCCUGURAUAUAAAAUCGAAGCAAAAAUGAGAUACCAAAAUAAAAUGCCAGAACGCUUUAUUCAGCAAACUAUUACAGAAAAUGAACUGAAAAUUACGAAAUGAUUAAAGUAAAUCAAAG
Molecule: messenger RNA, 2951 nt
Organism: Exaiptasia diaphana
Lineage: Eukaryota; Metazoa; Cnidaria; Anthozoa; Actiniaria; Aiptasiidae
Product: aquaporin-3
Exons: 7
Coding region: 115-999 (294 amino acids)
Biological process (GO): water transport; glycerol transmembrane transport
Cellular component (GO): basolateral plasma membrane; plasma membrane
Molecular function (GO): glycerol channel activity; water channel activity
Source: RefSeq, a predicted model, not a curated record